Molecule: messenger RNA, 12893 nt
Organism: Lutzomyia longipalpis
Lineage: Eukaryota; Metazoa; Arthropoda; Insecta; Diptera; Psychodidae
Product: mucin-22
Exons: 8
Coding region: 490-4464 (1324 amino acids)
Source: RefSeq, a predicted model, not a curated record
GUCGUGUGGAUUUUGUCGUGGUGUGCGUGGAAUUGUCGUUUUCUCAGGCAAUGGGAGAAAAUUUUUGAGUAAAGUGGAAAAAGUGUGAAAAAUCAGCCUGUGAUUGUCGCAAAAUUGGACAAUUUGUGCGAAAACCAGUGCUUAGACACUCAAGUGGGACAAUGCACCAGUGAGUGUGCCACUGCGGCGUGUAAAUACUGCGGAAUUGUGGGUGAGAAAAAAAGGUGGUGGAAGAGAAAAGGUGCUGACGGACGUUGCCAUUUUUCCUUUUGCCAUCCGCAAAACGCCACAAGUUUUUUUUUCUCUCAAAUUACUACGGGGUGUGUGCAUUGAGUGUGGUUGGACGCGGGAGCUGUGGGGGCGCGCACACGUGAAGGGCGUGAAAAUUGGGGUUGCUGAGUGAUUGGUGCGGGGGACAGUGGUGUGUGCGGGCCCGGUGGGAGGGGGUCACACAGGGUUCGUCGCGAUUUCCAUCCAAGAACAUCCAAGAUGGCUCCGUCUCCAGAACUCGGCCAGCCAAAGGCACCCGAUAAAGGGGACUCCAGCACCGCGAGCACCUCCGCUACUGCCACGGACACACGGGGAGCAUCCCAGCAUGACGGCGGACCCACCAGGAACGGCGACACGGCCAAAUCUACGGCCCAGGACAGUGAGAAUUUUGAAAAUUACGAUGAUCGUCAACUGAAGGCUUUACUGGAUGAAGCCAUGACAUACAAGACACCAAAGGAUCGUGAGCACAAAAGUGAAGCAUUUAAGAUACUACUCGAAAAGGCGGAAAUUCAGGAGAAAACCCAGGAGAUGAACUACGAAUUUAGGGCGUCUCGUACAUCAGGUGGUUCCCUGCAGGACUUGGCCAAUCCGGCUGAUGUAGAUUUCUUUGGGAGUAGCAUGAACCACCAGCGGAAGCAUCAUAAUUCGCGUCAAAAGAAGUACAGUACGACGUCGUCGGUGUCAUCGCGUCAGCGUGAAGGUGGAAGUUUACCCAGCAAUGUCAAUGUGGCCACCAAUCAUCUGUUUCAGUACGAACCAACUCAGCCAUUUCUCAGUGAGGUGAAAAGUAAGCGCGGUGGCAGCCGGAAGGUCGAUAUUGUGAUGUACAGUACAUCGGAUAUGGUGGAGAAGCGUGAUCGUAAAAUUCACGGGGAUACCGCUGAUGUCCUACUCGUUGGACGUGAUCCAAAGCACAGGGUUGCCGAUGAUGUGCAACAUCUCGACCAUGACUCAGUGCAGAAUCACGGUGAUCCACUGAGUGGUGAUGACUAUGAGAAGAAUUCGCUGAAUAAGAUCCCUCGUGCGAGUUUCACAUCGCAGAAAAAUAUCGAUCUUGGCCAUCAUUCGACACAAGUUGACAAAGGGGUGGAAUUUUCAUCACUUGGCGAUGGAUGUGGCACAAAGAAUGUCGACAUGACCCCACUGCAGCUCAAUCCAGCCUAUAAGUCCGUCAAUAGUGUGGUUAAUCCCAGUGAUUCAGCCAAAUCAUCCGUUCAGGCUUCCCUCACGCACAGAAUUGCUGUGAAGCAGACCAGUCGGGAUAAAACGGACGAAAAUGGCAAUUCGGUGAAUUCAUUCAACACCACAGCAACAGUCACAGUACCCCAGACGUCAAAGACGAAGAAGAAAAUAUCAAAAUCCGAACGGAAUACAAUUACAAAGAAUUCCCAUGAUAUCGAUGGAUUUCGCGGGGGUGACAAUAUUGAUAUUCUUGUGCGUUUCAUUGAGAACACGGAGAAUACACGGAAGAAUGCAUUGAAGGCAAAGAGUAGUAGCAGUAGCAAUGGUGGUGGUAGCGGUGGGAGUGGCAAUAAUGGCGUCAUAGUUCCGGGUGAUCGUACAGUGAAGAAGGACAAGAAGGCGAAUGGAAAGAAGGAGAGUAGUAGUAAUAAGUUGAAGAAGAGUAAUUCAAUGGAUGAACUGAGUAGUAGCAGUAAGUUGGAGGAAAUUGCCCGGUCGGAGAAUGCGAGUAAUCAUGAGAAUGGUGGUGUUACGCUAAGGGCGAAGAAUACAAAGAAAGCUGCCUCGGAGACAACUCCCCUACUUGGUGGUAGUAGCCACAAAGGUGGGAAACGCGGUGAAAGGAGAUCCUGGGGCACGGAAGAGCUCUCCUACCUUGGGGAUCCCGAUGCAAUGGAAGUGCAGCAACCAAAGAAGGCAAAAAGCAAAGAUGCUGCAGCUGCUGCGGCUGCUACUGCUGCCACCCUAACAACGGGGAAUCUCAAGGGGAAGAAGGAUGAGCAGCAAUCACUUUCGGUGGAGAGUAUGUCGGCAACGUAUGAAAUGGCGGAAUUUCACGUGGUGACAAAGAAGAAGAAGCCGAAGAAGAGGCAAAAUAUCAUCGUGACCCCAUUUGAGGGGGAUACAAGGACGGUGGUGACACCAAAGGCGCCCGCACAGCGACAGGAUAGCUCGAGUGCCGGACAGAAUCGUGCCAAAGUUGUCUACAAUCAUCAAACGAGUAGCCAUUUCGCCAAUGAUCGCGAUGUUUAUGUCAAUGAUCGCCGUAAAUCCACCUCAUCGGUGCCACCGUCGGAGAAAUCAGACUCGAGUGACCUCGAUUCGGUGCACUCACUGCCCGUUGAAUCGUCCACAGGGCUCUCAUUGGGUCUCACAACGAUCCCCUCUGCUGCGUCAUCCUCAACACCACCCCAAGCUUCCUAUGCGGACAUUGCGAGGAUAGCAAAUAGCAACAGCAUUGAGCAGAGGUUCCAGCUGAAGGAUAAUUGGCCAGCAAUGCCACUUAGGCACACGAGUGGCAAUCAGCAGGAGACCAUGGAGACGGCAUCGACAAACAGCGGAAGCACAACGGCAAGCUACAAAAGUCAAAAUAGCGUCGUUCAUCGAUCUGUGCCAUCGACUGGGAGUAGUACAUCCCAGACGUCACCACCUGCCUCCAUGGUGGCUACUGCCACAGAUGCAGCAGCAGCAGCAGCAAGUGAUGACACCUCCUUUAGCCCACCGGAGGCUGCAAAGAAACCCGCUGCAACCGCAAUAAAUGGCAUAAUUGCACCGUACGUCGAGAGUGCGGUGAAAUUGUCAAAUAUUGCGGGUGGAGGUGUGCAAAAUAUGGCUGAUGUGAUUAAGAAUAGUAUGGAUAGGACGGGUAGUGAGCACAAGAAUCACCUGCAAAAGUCCAAGAGUGUUGAGAAUGAUUCGAGCACGUACUUUGGCAGUAUCGAUCACUAUCCGGCACUCGAGAAGACUGUCAAAUCGAAGGUACCACACCAUCACCAACACCAUGGCGCACAGCCGGUGGGUGGCAAAAAUGUUCCCAACGUCGAAAUGACGACGAAAAAAUCAAAAUCAAUCGUAUCAAGUACUAGUAGUGUUAGUUGUAAUAAUAACAAUCUUAGCAGUAGUGGUAGCAUUAAUUGUAGCGCUAAUGUAAGUCCAAAUUUGGCUGUGAAAGUGUCACCUGUUGAACAAUUGAAAUCACCGGCACUCGUUAGUAGUGUCAAUCGGUGCGAUGUGCCGCGAAAUGGUGGUGCAAGUGCGCAAGUUGCAGCAGCGGCAACCGUUGCACCACCAACGACGACGACGACGGUAAAUAAUAAUCCUGCGGCAUUGAAUGAGGAUGGCAAUGGGGGGAUGACAUCAUCACCUGGUGUGGUGAUGCCCACAAAGAGUCAUCGCGGGAAGAAAAAUGACCAAAAAUCCGGCCAUCAGGAGGAUGCGAAUGCGACAACGGCGAGACUUGGCGGCGGCUCGUCUACGUCGCGCCCGGCUGUGAUUAUUCUCAAUGACAAUGAUCGGUAUCAAUUGAACGAGGGUAUCACCUUUGGCUUUGACAUCAACAACCAACUCCUCUUUGGGGAUUUCAAUGAGAAUGAACUGCACCUCCUUGAGGCAUCGUCAACGUCGUCGUCGGUACCACCCACCCUUAAUUCGUGCGCCUCCUCCGUUACGUCAUCGGGGCAGACGGCCACCGAUACGGGGUACGCGUCGAAUGCGUCCACCGUGGCCUCAUCCGAGGGGCACGACACAACGCUGGAUACGAAUAAUUCGAGUGUUCAGUCCGCAAGUGAUGCCACUGUGUCGGAUCAGAAUUUCAAUCAUACUUUGGAUGAUUUUAUGCAAAUCGAUGAGAUGGAAAAGUGUUGCGAUCCAAUGCCAAUACUCAAGGCAUGUGUGAGUGUUCAAACAAGUAUGGAGCAUCUCUACAUUAAUGACGCUCAACCACCGUCGUCGUCGUCGUCGGUGGUGCGUCUCGAGGAGAGAGAUUCCUCUAUAAUUGCAUCAAUUCCUGCCCAAAUUGCAUUCACAGACAGUGAGAGCAACAACAACAUCAUCCAAAUGCUGAGCCCAUCUGCGAGAAUUUGCGGCAAGAAGCUCAAUGUACGUUACGUUGCACCCGCCGAAGAGGAGCUCAUUCUAACCACCUACAAUCACGACAAGAUUGUUAGUUUCGUCGGAUUAGCUUGGGAGAAUGUAGCUGGGAAUGAUGGCGUUAAGUACUACGACGGACAGUGAGGUCAGCCUGAUUAGAGGUACUAAAAAAAAAAUAUUAAUAUAAAUACAUUUAAAAUGAAAACUUUAAAAAUGUGGUGAGAAAAUAAGAACUUUUAUAGAGAGAGAGAAAAGUGGUGCAAAAGAGAUUAUUUCUCUGUGAAAGUAAAAAAAAAAGAUACAGUUUAAAAAAAAAAUAUAAUUUUGAAGACAAUUUUGAGCAUGUUGGAAACUCUUUAAAAAAAAAAUACUAAAAAAAAAUUGUGCGAAUAUUAAAAAAAAAAAAGAAGAAAAUGAUGAAAACUAAUUGGUUCUAUAGCUAUUAACACAAUAAUUAUGCAAAAGAAAAAUAUUUACCGAAAAAAAACAAAUUAAAACACUUUAACUAACAACGGAACAUUUAAAACAAAAUAUAAAAUAAAAACAAAAAUUAAUAAAUGUGUAUUGUACAUUAAAGAGAGAGAAAGAAAAGGAAAAUCUUAUACAUAGAAAGGGAAAGAGAGAGAAAAAAUGAAACUUGAUAGGAAAGAACAUAGCAAAUUAAAUAACGAUUAAUCGCUUUAGGUAGUUUACAAAUUGAAUGAUAAAAUGUGGAGUAACGACAAUUUUUCCCGCGGCUCUGAAUAAAAAAAAAAGGUUAAAAUAAACAGGAAUUUAGUGAAGAUGCAGAAGAUCUUAUCUUAAAAUGAAAAUAGAAUAAUAAUUCACGAAAAAUACUAAAUAGGUAACAAAAAAAAUCGGAAAAUUCUUAGAGAAGAAAAAAAGAGGAAAACCGCGCAGGGUAUCCAGAGAAAAUAUUCAGUUUAUUGUGACCAAAAACAUUCAAAACAUUUUGACUGUUAAAAAUAAUAAUAAAAAAAAAGUAAAAGACUCGCAGAUUUUGAGAAAAAAAAAUAUCCGAACGAUUUAUCAACUCUAGUUCUUUGAUUUGGUGAAAGCGUAGAUGUUGGUGAUCAAAAAAAUAUACUUAAAAAAAAGGGAAAUGGUGAAGAGAAUCCCGUCGUAAGUUAAAUCGCUGAAAAGCGUGGGCGUACAGGAGACGUAAAUAGGGAUUUAAAAAAAAAGUUAGAUGCGGUGUGCGAUGUAGAACAAGAAAAAAAUAAACAACGGGCAAUAAAAUAAUCGACAGUUGGAACUUUAAUUUUUUUUAAAGCAGAAAAUUCUUUAGCAAAAAUCAACCAUUUAAAAAAAAUAAAUUCUAGAAGAAAAGAAAAUGAUUAAGGAACAAAAAAUGGGACCUUUCGUGACAUUAUUUGUAAUACUGUAAAAUGUGUGAGUGUGAUAUAGUUCUCUUCAAUUUUAUCCUAGAAAGGAAAGAAAAGAAAAAGAGGCGAAAGGACGUGGGAGGAAAUUCUGUGGGAGAAUAUCGGAGAAAAAGGAACGAUUUAGUGUUUACACGGCUUAAAGCAGCGUUAAAAGAAAAGUCAUAAUUGUGUAAAUAAAAGAACGAACUUUGUAUAGGAAAAAAAAAAGAGGAAACCAAAAGAGAAAAGAAGAAAAGAAAAUCUCUGUACAAGGAGAAUGUUUUAACGAAUGCCAAUUGAGGAAACAGUUCACAAUUUACAGAAAUAGAAACAAAUAGAUGAAAAAAACGAAAACUAUUAAAAAAAACAAAAUUAAUCGAUGAUUUAUUUAACAAUGAGUAGUGGAUCAAAUUUUACAAGAAAACUCAAGAAAAUUGGCGUUAUUUUCUAAAGCCCAGAUGUGGACUUUCUGGGAUGAUUUAACGAACACAAUAAAAAGAAAUAUUUCAACAAAUUGUUGCUGCUUUAGUCCGUUUUAUUGAGGGAAGUGCUGAAGGGGUAAAUAACUAACAAACUCUGAUUUUCCAUUUUUUUUUGGGUGUUCUGAAAUUUUUUUAUUUGGAACUGAUAAAAUGGGUCGUAUUCAGCUACCAAAAAAUCCUUUAAAUUUCAAGAAUUUUCUUCUGAAAUUUCAAUGAUUUAAAAGAUUGUAUGGUGAAUAUUCGAAUUCGAAAAUAUUUAGAAAAUCAGGAGUAUUUAAAGCUUUUUAGGAGAUUCCUUUAAAGCAAACGCUAACGAGGUCAUAGUUGCAUUGGACCUAGGAUAUUUAUGUUCUAGAAUUUAACUAAUAAUCACAAAAAGACUUAAAACAAAAUUUUAGCCAUGCCCUCACGACAGCAAUAUUGACACAGAAUCUAACUAUUGGCCAAUAUGUACCAUUUUUUGCUUCGAAUUAAUGUUCUAUAGGCUCCUCUAGCCUGAUCGAAGUUAUCUACUCCUCCUUUUCCUUUAUUGUAAAAAUUCAUAAUUGAAGGUUGGGUGCGAUGGUAACUCUUUUCUUUUCUCUAGAAGAGAAUCGUUUGAUGGGUUUGAACGCCAAUUCUGUGUGAUUUUCUAUAUAAGUCAAAACGAUGACACAUGCAUUAUUCCUCCAUUAGAUAAGGAUUAUUCCAGAAGAGUUGUCUUGCAUGUAAGUCGAACUUUUAAGGCUAAACUAUAUCUUUUCUAAAAAACGCGUUUUCGUUGUUUUUUCUCACUCAAACCUUGUCAAAUUGUGUCGCGCUGUCACUGUCAAACAUGAAACGCGAUUGCUUUGAUUCAUAAACGUGUUUCUUGUUUGACAGUGACAGCGCAGAACAUUUUGACAAGGUGCGAGUGAGAAAAACGACGAAAACGCGUUUUUUUUUUUUUAGAAAAUGUUUGGUUUGGACUUUGAACUCCUUGGAUAUAUCUUUUAAUGACGCCACUUUCAGCCUGUUACCUCUGAUGGUUCCUAUUACUGAUAUUCCUGCCUUUUUGAAACUUUCAACCAAAUCUAUAGACGUAAAAUAAUUCAGAAUAAUCGAAUAUUCACAAAUAUUCGGAAUCUUUCAAAAAUUUCAAUACAUUCGAGAUUAAUUAAAAAGUUAUUCACCAUAUUAGAAAGAUUUUCAGUCUCACGUUUAAGAAGUUAUUUACCCCUUGGCGAGGAAUUCGUUUUUCAGCCAAUAAAUUCGUUCCUGUUUUGCAGUUUCAUGUUUUCCCAGAAUUCUAAUAAAGGAAAAUAAAUCAAAGUUAAUGAUAUUUGACACAAAUUCUGUGACUUUCAAUUUUAUUUCUUUUUCUCUUUUUUUUUUCUUUUUCUGUGUAUAAAUCAGGAGGAUUGAGGAGCGACCUUUCAUAGAAAGUUUACGUCUUCUUUCUCAAUAAAAAUGUUGAUUUUUUAUUUAAUUCUACAGGGGUAUUUUUCGAAAUAUUUGUUUUUUUUUUUUAUUUUUGUCUUUGUUUUAAUUUCGUUUUUGUGGAAUUUAUUUGAUAAAACUUUUACAGAGGAAAAGCAAAAUUCUUAAACGUCCAUUUGAUUUAAAAAUUGUUUUAUUCAUUUAUGAUUCUAAGAUUGCUUAUGGAGAUUUUAAGGAUUCUUUAAUUUUUAAUUUUUCACAUGCCUAAUUCUUAUUUGUUCUUAUCUUUUCUUAAACUAAAAAUAAUUUUGAAAGUCACUGCAAAUAUCAAAACGUUUUAAAAGAUUCAAAAAUAAAAUAAAGAACAAAAAUAAUAGAAAUGAAUUAAUUUCCUAAACAUUUAACAAGAAUAUUAAUCCAAUAAAUUGUGAAGAGUUACGACUAAAAAGUGAAAUUAAAAAAAAAUCUGUGCUGUUUGUAAAAAGUUAAAAUUAGGAGAUAAAUUGAGAUAAUAUAUUAAUUGCAUAUUGAUGAAAAUAAAACACGUUAUAGGGUAACAAAAGAAAAAGAAUUUUAAGAUAUAAAUAAUUCUUAAGAACAAUAGAUUAAAACAAAUUGUAUAGGAGAACAAGCUAAAAAUGAAAUGUGAAGAAAUAAAUUACAACGAAAGGAUUUCACACUCAUCGUCUUUUUUAGUGAGGAUGAAGAGCAUUAAAACAGAGUUUUUUAUUAUAUUAGAAUAUAUUGUAAAGCUUCUCUUAUAUCGUGUUGAAAAAAAGAGGAUUUUGUGAUGAUUUUUCGGUGUGAAGUCACUUCGUUGUGACAUUGAAUGAGUUUUUAGCUUGUGAGUAAAGAAAUAUCGAAACGUCUUUUUAAAAGAAGAAAAAAAUGUGAGAAAAGUUUGCAAAAAACUAAUAUCCCAAAAUUAAAUGGUAAAGAAAUAAGCAUGGAUUUGUAUUUAUUGCUAAAAAAAAAAAACCUACAAUUUACUGUGAAUACUAUCCCUAAAGACAAACGGAAACCCAGUGAAAAAAAUAAAACGAUAAAGAGUUUUUUUUUCAACACUCAAUGAGCCAAUCUUGAGUGGAGAAGAAUUAAAAAAAAAGAAAAACUUUUAUCAAGUAGAAUUAAGAGAAAUAAAUGAAUUAAUUUAUGAAAGAACUUUACGAAUGUUGAGUGUGAAAGUUUCAUUACUUUAUUAUUCUUUUAUUUUUUCAAAUAAUUUAUCUGUUAUUUAAAGAUAAAUCACCUUCAUUUUUGGAAGUCUACCGUGUCUGUGAAUGAAUGAAAAAAUACGUCGAUAAAAAUAAUAAUUAAAAUGUGAGAUAGUACGAAAAAAAAUCCAUUGAGUCAAAAAGAAAAAAAAACUUUGUCGUAAAAGUUUCUUCUUGUGCUAAACUUCCGAAAAAAAAUCUCCCAAUUUCCAGAAGAAGAAUUUGAGAAAAAAAAUCGAGCCACAUCUUAAUCCCUUAUCUCGUACUCCACUAAAAUAGCGAUAAAACUACACAAUAAUAAAAUUAAAAAAAAACACAAAUAUAUUUUUGUAUUGAAUUGUGGAAGUGAGUGAAAGAGAAAGUAAAAAAAAGGAUCAAUCCAAAUGUGAAAAUGUUUUAUGAAUGAGGAAAAUUCUAAUUUGCAGAACUUACGAAGAAAAUACUCCAAAAUUUUUUCAAGAAAACCAAAAUUUCUCAAUUUUCCUACCAAAAAUUUUGUUGAGAAAAUUUUUUAUUUUAAUUUUUGAAAAUUUCAGCAAUUUUGUUUUUAGAUAAAGUUCCUGCAAUAAUUAUUUUUUGAUUUUUCUCCCUCAUGAACGUGAAAGAAAAUUGUGAGAAAAAAAAGAAACAAGAAAUGAAAAUUUAAUAAGAAUAAUAAAAAUUUCAUUUCUUGUUUCUUUUUUGUAAUAAAAAUUAAUUAAAAUAAGAAUAUAAAAAUAGAAAAUAAAGAAGAAAAAAAGUAUAAUAAUGCGGUAAUAAAUGUAUAUUUUUAAUUUAUUUAAUAAAUAAAGAUAAAAAAGGAUAGAACUUAAACAAAAAAAUUAAUAAUAGACACAAUGUAAAAAGGAUUUAUAAAAUAGAAAGUGAGGGGAGGAGGGGAGAGAGAGAAAAUAUUUGAGGUAUAGAGAACUUACUGUAUACCAUCUUUUGCGCGCAAUGAUGCGCAAAGAAAUGAAAGAUAUUCUAGUGAUAGUGAAUGCGAGGAAUUUAAUGUGAAAAAAUGAACUGAUAUAUAACCAUGAAUGCGAGCCAGAGAAGGGUCACCCCUCGCCAGAGGGGGAGGAUUUUGCAAGAAAGCAGCUUCAGAUUCAGAUUCAGAUUUUUAUUUGAGGCGAAUGCGUAUAGUCGCUUUCAUCCCACUGCGACCUGAAAGGUCUAUUGUGGAAGGGUCCUCGGUUCUUUAUCAUCAUUAUCUGAUAUAUUGAGGAUCGAUAUUGCCCAAGCCGAACGACAGCUCGCGGCAAUUUCUUUCCUCAUUGAUCGGAAUCGAUCGCCAAAGGGUAGGCAAAUGUUUCCAUUCACCCUAUCACAGAAUCAACAAAGAGCGCUCAGAGGGUUAUCAUUUGUGAAACUGGAUUUGUGUACAGAUUGGAAAGUCAUCUAGGUGUUACUUUCGUUCUCCGUAUUUGAUGCAAGAGGGCCAUUGUUUUUUGUGGAUGAGAGUGCAUCAUCUCUUUCUCUCAAUCCAACAAUCUGACCAACGUGUACCACUACAACGUUAGCCAGGCAGGGGCAUUUUCAUCUCUGUUUUUCGGCGUUCGCUUCCGUGUGCCUGAGAGAGACAUACCCACAGCUGUGGAUAGUGAACACAGCGUGAAUACAGCAUGCCUUCUCGGCGAGCACAGUACGAUGUUUGCCUAUCGAGAUACAAACAUCCUAUCCCUUUACGGGCGGUACCGUCUGUAUUCGAACCAGAGACUCUAUGGACACAACUCGAGUGUUCUAUCCACUGCUCCCUGGGCCCUUUAAGAAAGCAGCUUAGAGAGGAAGAAUUUCAAUCAAUAAGAAAAAAGUCAAGGAAAGAUAUUGAGGAGAAAUUAAAGGGAAAAGUUGCUGAAAGAAUUGAGAAUUUUAUAUAAUUCUUAUCUUUGUAGGUUUUUGUUUGAAUAUUUUGAAAGUUUUUAAGCUUUUUUCAGGGAAUUGGAAGAUUUUCUAAAGCCCCUUUCAGAGCAUUUAAAUGAUUUAAUCAUCAAUUAAUCCUUUUAGGAAUAAAUUGACUUAUUUAACGGAUAGUCAGACGAUCUUCGUAGGUCUUUAACACUUCGAGGAUCGAGGUUUCUAACCUCAAAAGUUUGACCUUCAUUUUCUCUCAAAGGAAAAUAUUUUUCCAAGUUUUCUUUCGACGAUCUUGAAGUAAUGGAACUUGCCUACACACAGAUGUAGAAAUUAUCACGAUAUGUUAAAUAGAUUUUAAUUCUAUAGCGAUUAAAAAAAGUAGAUUUGACCACUUUGGCCUCCAAAAUCCUCCAUGGAUUAAUAAGCACAAGUCAAUUAGUUUUUUCAGUUUAAACAUUUUUAAAAAGUCAUCAAAAUCUGUUCUCUUAAUUUUCUUUUUAAAUUAGGUUACUUUGUGUCCCUGAUGAAGGUCUCUAGACUAAUCGAAAGCUUUGGAGAUAUUUCUUACUUUUAUCUGCCGAGAUUCUCUGUUUUAUCAUUACCGAAGAAAGUCCGUUAAAUAACCGACGUGGAAGUUUCUUUAACACUACAAUUUUAUCCCUUUUCUGAUCACUAUCAAAGAAAAAUUAGAAUGAUCAAUGAAAGAUAAGUGAAAAAACAAAGAAAACUGUCAAAGAAAAGAUCGAUUUUUUAGUCUUUCAAGCGACGUGUUGACUAAUUUAGCUACUUUCUUCAGGCUCUUCAGACCCUGAAAAUUAAGGAAUAAGUUUUUUUUGGAAUAAAAUUUUUCAAACUAACAUACAAAAUAAGUAAAAUGUCUUUCAAUCAAAUGAUUCUUCACAGUAUCAGUAACUUUUCCGGAAUUUUCUUUGAAUUUUUUGCCCAUUUAGAACAUUUUCUAAAUCUUCUUUCUUUGCUGCUUUCUCGCAAAACCCAAACCCUAUGAAAUAUGUAUAAAAAAAACUGCUAAAUAAUCAUGUAUUUAAAAAAAAAUGAGAGAAGAAAACGAGACAUUUGAUAAGACAACCACCCCCCAGAGUUUGUGUUAAAUAUGUUACAGAGAGAGAGAGAGAGAGAGAGACAGAGGAGAUGCAGAGGGGCAAUUGAGCGGGCUAUUUAACCAUUUUUAGCAAAGAAAAAAAUCACACAAAAACAAACUCAUGAAUCAUAUUAUUUUAUUUUCUCUUUUUUUUUCAUUUUGCCAUCCAUCGUGAGGCAGACUAUAAAAGAAAUGAAAAAAAAAAACUAUUUUAUAAAUAAAAAAAAAAUAGAGGACACCGCCAGAAGUGUUUAUGUGCGCUUAAACGUUGAAAGAAUGCGAGUAAAGGUGCACAGAAAUUUGUGGGGAAAACUUUCCAAAAAAAACUGCAAAAAUCGUGAAGAAAUAUAAUUGAGAGUGUUGAGAGAGCGAGAGCAAACUAAGUCAUAAACGUAACAUAAUGUAAUUAAUUGUAAUAAAUUUUAGGCUUCUGCUAUAAACAAAAAAACAUUGUGAAAAAACAACCAAUUUUGAUGAAAAAGAAAACAAGAAAUCCUCCAAAAGGAUACUGAAAAUGAUUUAAGAAAAAAACAAAGAGUUCCAACCACAAGUUUUAUAAUUUUUUCUCAAAAUGGCGACGAAUUUAUGUUUUGUACAUAAUUUUUUUUCUAUGUUUUAUUUCCCACUUUUCCAAAAAGAAAAAUCCAGAAGCUUUGAAAAAAAAAUGAAAGCAUUUUCACAUUAAUUUAUUUUUAAUGAAAAUGUUUUUGCAUUGAAAUUCCUUACCAAAAAGAAAAAGAAAAUUCUUUAAAACAAUAUUAAAGAAAAGCAUAUAAAAAAACUUUUGGAUUAAAAACACAUAACACUGCAAUGAGCAAUAUUAAUUGUUGUUGAAAAAGAAAAGUUUUAACAUGAAAAAUAAACUGCAAGAGAAUCUUCCGCAGUGAUGUGAAAAUUCUCACGUGAAAUUAAAAUUCUUUUUACUGGAAAGACGAAGAACUGUCGAAUGAUGAUGAAAAAAAGGACUAAUUUGGAAAGAUUUGAAAAAAAUGUGAGCUGAGAGAAUUUUUGUGAGAAGGAUAGAAAGAGAGAGAGAGAGAAAUCAUUUUAAAGAAGUGUUAAGAAGGAAUAAUUUUCUCAGUUUUACUAAUGAAUCCAUUACUGUAAAUUCUUUACAUUACAUACAUAAUGAAUGUAACAAAAAAAUAAUAUAUAAAAUAUUAUUGAAAGCUAUGAUGAA